Ectocarpus siliculosus is the source of this 1994-nucleotide messenger RNA. The record is from the annotation of a GenBank genome assembly. NCBI's taxonomy places the organism in Eukaryota, Phaeophyceae, Ectocarpales, Ectocarpaceae.
AUGGCGAGUAUGGUGGCAACUAGCUUGACCGCUGGUGGUGCUAGUGGUAUCGCCCGAGGUGAUACCAUUGGGGUUGUGUGGUUCAAGUGCACAGACCUGCGGUUGGAAGAUCACGAGCCUCUUGCCUUGGCUCACAGGAACAGCUCGCACGUAGCUCACGUUUUCUGCAUCGACGAUCGAUGGUUUGGGCACAGCAGGCGUGGAACGCGAAGGAUGUCCGCGGCGCGCUGCCGCUUCCUCCUCGAAAGCGUCGCCGACCUGCAAACCCGCCUUAGAGCGAAAGGGUCCGACCUGUUGAUACGGCGUGGGCACCCCGAGAACGCCAUCCCGGCCGUCGCCGCAAGGCUGGGAAGCGGGGCUUCAGCGGUGACCGUCUACGCUCACCCCGACCUUUGUUCCGAGGAGAACGACGUGCACGCGGCCGUCAAGUCGGCGUUGUCACUGGUAGGGUCUGCGGGCGGUGUUGGUGGCGAUGCAACUGGUGUGUCCGUGACGGAGGUGUGGGGCAACACGUUGCACGAUCCUUCCGACCUGCCGUACGAUUUUCCGAACGGCUUGCCGGAGGUAUUUACGCCGUUUCGGAAAGCCGUGGAGCCAAAUUGCAAGAUACGAUCGCCGGUGCCCCUGCCAAGCCCUUUCCGCCCCCUUCCCGCGGGCCUGCACGACAACGCCGUCACCCCAACCCUAACCGUAGCGAUCCCCACGACGGAAGAGCUGGGCCUCGGCACGGCGCCCGAGCGAGACGCCAGGUCCGUGCUUCACUUUAUCGGGGGCGAGACGGCGGGGCUCAGGCGCGUCCAAACGUAUAUCUGGGAGGAGGAUCACCUGCGCGAGUACAAGGUGACCCGCAACGGCCUGCUCGGGGGCGGCUUCUCGUCCAAGUUCUCGCCGUGGCUGGCCCUUGGGUGCCUCUCCCCCAGGACGAUCGUCAAGGAGAUCAGGAAGUACGAGACGGACCGAAUCGCGAACGACUCCACCUACUGGCUCAUCUUCGAGCUCCUCGUGAGGGACUUCUUUCGCUACAGCGCCGUCAAGUACGGCAAUGCCAUCUUCCACCUGGGUGGCUCGCGACGCGACUCCGACAGGCAGACUUGGCGGGACGACGCUGGCCUCUUGGCGGCUUGGAAGGAGGGCAGGACUGGGUACCCGUUCGUCGACGCCAACAUGCGGGAGCUCAAGGCCUCCGGGUUUAUGUCCAACAGGGGGCGACAGGUGGUGGCGAGUUUUUUCACGAAGGAUCUCGAGAUGGACUGGAGGCUAGGGGCGGAGCACUUCGAAGAGUACCUCUUGGACUACGACCCGGCGUCCAACUACGGAAACUGGAACUACGUGGCCGGCGUUGGCUUCGAUCCUCGAGAGGAUCGCUAUUUUAGCGUCGAAAAGCAGGCGAGGACGUACGAUGCCGACGGCGACUACGUGCGACACUGGUUGCCGGAACUAGCCAUGCUAACAACGGAAGCUCUCCAGUCUGCCGGGGGAAUCACGGCAACACUGAGGGAAGUACACUCGGUACCGACGAGUGUCUACCCCGACCCUGUCGUCCCGCUCAAGUUUAUGAUGCCCAAAGAAGGCAAGGGUACAACUGGGAGGGCCGGCGGUAAGGGUGGUGCAACGGGCGGCAAGAAGAGUGCAAGGAAGGUGGACAAAUAAAACCUGACGCGAGGCGGGUGGCAAGUUGAACAGUGGGAAACCUGCGGUUGGAAGAUGUGGUGGUGGCGGCGGUGGUGGAGAGGAGGAGGCAGACACAAGUUUAGUACUGCUGUGGUAUGCGAGUGCAUGUAUGUGUAGAUGGGGCUGGCACGUCCACAGCCCUUCCGUGGCAUCCCACCGCCAACAAAAAAUGCUGUGCUGUAGAGUAUAGAUAGAUAGAAUAUGCAGUCUCGCUGCAGCAAGAUGAUAUGCAACGUGUUUUUGUGCGUUAGACCAACUACCGGAUGUAUGUAUGUACGUAGUCUGGCAUGCAGUCGCCGGGCCAAAAUUGGACAGAGAGAGCC